UGUGAUUCUGAAUUUUUCCAUUUGUCUUUACGCAUUCAGUUCUUAUUUCUCAAAUUCUCACUUCUCAAAAGUCAAAAUACGCCAUUUUUGAUCUCUGCAUCCAAUACAUAGAUAUGGCUUCAAGCAAAGGCGCAGUUAUCAUAAUCAUGGGAGUAAGCGGGGCCGGAAAAACCACAAUAGGUCGGAGGCUGGAAAGAGAGAUGAAAUCUAAGUAUCUUGAUGCUGAUGAUUUUCAUUCUGAAUCAAACAAAGAAAAGAUGCGUAUGGGAAUCCCACUUACAGAUGAAGACAGAAUGCCAUGGCUUGAAUCACUAAGGGAUGCCAUAAGAGAAAGCUUGAUUAACAAAAAGGGUGUUAUUCUUGGUUGUUCUGCUUUGAAGAAGCAAUAUAGAGAAAUACUUAGAUCAGGUGACCCUGAUUAUAAAUGGGGGAGUUAUGCAAGUGCUGUUAAUUUCAUUCUGUUGGAUGCUCCUGCUGAAGUGCUAAGCCUUCGGUUAAAUAAGAGAGCUGCAGAAGGAAAACAUUAUAUGCCUGCAUCUCUUCUGCAAUCUCAGUUGGAUUUGCUUAAGAUUGAUGAGUCUGAGGGAAUUCUUAGAGUUGAUGCUACUUUAAGUCCCCAAUCCAUUGUUAACACCAUUCAAAAUAUGCUGCAGUAAUAGGGUUGUUUUCAAUCAUGAUUUAGUUGAAACCCAUUAAGAAAUUAGUAAAGUGGGAUCAUUACUUCAGGUUUCAACUGUAGUUGUACAAAUAAAAA
Molecule: messenger RNA, 754 nt
Organism: Gastrolobium bilobum
Lineage: Eukaryota; Viridiplantae; Streptophyta; Magnoliopsida; Fabales; Fabaceae
Product: gluconokinase
Exons: 4
Coding region: 114-656 (180 amino acids)
Cellular component (GO): cytoplasm
Molecular function (GO): gluconokinase activity
Source: RefSeq, a predicted model, not a curated record